AGAAUUAGUUAGCGUCUCGGCCUCGAGGUAUUAAGCACGAGCCAUAUGCACUCUUUAAGUAAAUUGUUAAAGUAAACUGUUCCCCUGCCUCAACUCAUACUUGGCGCAGUCGACCAUGAGCCUUAGCCAGCCAUUCAGCCACAACAGCAAGCCCUUUUGAAGCCUUAUCAUCGCCUUGCCAAGCAUUUGAUCUACACGCCAAGCCCCGCCGUUUCAACGCCAUGCAAGGUAUUGUUUGGGAACAGUUAGACGCUGCUACAAUGUCGCGCUUCAGUGUAGAACUUCUCAGAGAAGAACUGGAAGCACGGCAGUUGGACAGUGCCGGUUCGAAGGAUGAACUCGUGCAACGUUUGAUGACAAAUAUUAAUGCGCAACGUGAAGCGUCUCCGCCUCUCGAACAGACGUCUUCGACCAGCACAGGUGCCCCCGCGGUACAAUUGGACCCCGCCACGCUACAAAACCUGUCAGCUUUGCUUCAGCAUAUGCCACGCCCGACGACAACUCUAACUACGCUGCCGGAUCUGUCAUCAUCCAUACCACAGUUCGAAGACUCACGGAAGCAAAAUGUUAAAAUGUGGUUGGAGGAUGUUCGCCGUGUCCAGCAACUUGCGUGUUGGGAGGACGCUACGACCCGCCUGAUUGCCGCAAGCAAGCUCACAGGCGCUGCUCGUAAUUGGCACCUCGCGCUUGGAAGCCAGUUUGACACUUGGACAACAUGGAGCGCAGCUCUUCAAGAAACGUUUUCUCCGGACUUGACCCUGAUCGAGUGGCAAAACCAAGUCAUGAAAGUGACUCAGGAACAUGGUCAGUCUCUUCAUCAGUACGCUUUUGCGAAGCUACGGGUCAUUGAACGCUGUCCUGUCACUCUCAGUUACGCGCAAAAAAUUGACUACUUGCUUCAAGGUAUACGUGAGCAACACAUCUCCGCAGCCCUAGCAGCCAACAGGCCACAAACGGUCAAAGGCUUUAUCACGACCUGUUGCAGUCUCGACAAAUGUGCUUAUCAGCAAAACAACGCAAAUCCCUCAUCGUCGACAUCUGCAAGCCUGCCACACAGUCGCCUCGGACAACGAAGCCAUCGGAAUCAUCAACACAAGCGUCAGUUUCCCAGUCGUCAGCAGUUGCAUCAGCACAUUCUCGUCCUCGCAUAGCGGACUUGCCAGCAGACCAGCAGGAAGCCAGGUACCAAGCUAUUUCAGCUCAGUACGGUGCACCAGCUUUUCGCAGCGGUCAAGACCUGUCACAAGCAGUAUGUUACAAGUGUAAAAAGCUUGGUCAUCUAGCGUCAAAGUGCCGCAGCAGCCGCUCUUCGGCGCCUUCGUCAGUAAGCACCCCAAGCCCGGCAACAACGUCACAGCCCUCUUUGCACAGCACUCCGAUGGCCUUGGAGAGAUCACAAUUGCAAUGCCCAUUUUUUUACUGCCAGUGUCACGGGAAUAGGAGAAUUUGAAGCCUUCCCAGAUUCAGGAUCAAAGAUCACCCUGAUCUCGAAAUCUCUCGUCCCUGGUCACAUGCUGAAUCCUUGGACUAUGCCGCCACUCGCUGUCGUUGGAGGUAGCACAGUACACUCUUAACUCGGUACCCUUUAGUAAAGGGUAAAAAAUCGCAAUAUUUUACCCUCUAUUUCAGAAGCUACCAGGUACCCUCUGAGCAGUACCUUUUAUAAAAGUUACAAGGAAACCCACUAAUUCGAGGUUACGG
Ornithodoros turicata is the source of this 1701-nucleotide messenger RNA. RefSeq lists its product as uncharacterized. The transcript has a single exon. Bases 222 to 1151 code for a protein of 309 amino acids. The record is from RefSeq and is a predicted model, not a curated record. NCBI's taxonomy places the organism in Eukaryota, Metazoa, Arthropoda, Arachnida, Ixodida, Argasidae.